AUGGCAGAAAUUGCAGCAGCCGGCAUCCGUGGGCCCAAGAGUCCAACGACAGCCAUCAAAUACUUUUCUGCUUAUCUGUCGCUCUAUGAACGCAACGAGAUCCAAGAGUAUGGCCAAAUUUAUUUCGUGGGCCAUCAGGCACAAAAACAUCCAGCCACUCCCGAUCAACCUACGUGCAACUAUGGUUAUGAUGACGAGCGAGGCGACUACAACAUCAUUGUCAAGGAUCAUUUGGCUUAUCGGUACGAAGUAAUCGAUGUCCUGGGUCGUGGAUCGUUUGGUCAGGUUGUCAAGUGUUUUGACCACAAGACCGGUAUGACUGUCGCCAUCAAGCUGAUCAGAAACAAAAAACGAUUUCAUGCACAAGCACAAACUGAAGUCAAAAUCUUAAAGGACCUUGUCGACUGGGAUCCACAAGACCAACACCAUAAUGUCCGGAUGACUGACUACUUUGUCUUCCGUAAUCAUUUAUGCAUUGCAUGCGAAUGUCUAAGCAUCAAUCUCUAUGAAUUUAUAAAGAACAAUAACUACAGAGGUGUCACCCUCAAUCUCAUCAAAAGGUUUACAGUCCAAUUAUUGCAAUCACUAUGUCUGCUUUACGAGCACGGUGUAAUCCACUGUGACCUAAAACCAGAGAACAUUCUUCUCAAACAUCCGGCGAAAAGUACUAUAAAGGUGAUCGAUUUCGGUAGUAGCUGUUUUGAAAAUGAUCGAGUGUACACUUAUAUUCAAAGCCGAUUCUAUCGAUCACCCGAAGUCAUCCUUGGCAUGAACUAUAAUACAGCGAUCGACAUGUGGAGCUUAGGCUGUAUCCUAGCCGAACUCUACACAGGCUUACCACUCUUCCCAGGCGAAAAUGAACAAGAGCAGCUGGGUUGUAUUAUGGAAAUCCUAGGUGUACCGAAUCGAUACUUGAUUGAACAAAGCUCGCGAAGGAAGCUGUUUUUCGACUCGAGUGGCAAUCCACGCAUUAUACCCAACUCAAGAGGAAAGAAACGCCGUCCAGGUACCAAGUCUCUUUCUCAUGCGCUGCGUUGCCAUGAUGCCCAGUUUUUGGACUUUAUUGAAAAGUGUCUUGACUGGGAUCCUGAAAAACGAAUGACCCCUGAUGAGGCCUUGUGCCAUGAAUGGAUCCUUUCACGCCAUAGUAAAUCAGGUCAAUCACCUGUUUGGUAA
Messenger RNA from Zychaea mexicana, 1176 nucleotides. Its product is annotated as kinase-like domain-containing protein. The coding region runs from base 1 to 1176 and encodes 391 amino acids. The record is from RefSeq and is a predicted model, not a curated record. The transcript has 5 exons. NCBI's taxonomy places the organism in Eukaryota, Fungi, Mucoromycota, Mucoromycetes, Mucorales, Lichtheimiaceae. Gene Ontology annotation, molecular function: protein serine/threonine/tyrosine kinase activity; ATP binding; protein serine/threonine kinase activity. Gene Ontology annotation, biological process: peptidyl-threonine phosphorylation; peptidyl-serine phosphorylation.